Molecule: messenger RNA, 1414 nt
Organism: Fundulus heteroclitus (mummichog)
Lineage: Eukaryota; Metazoa; Chordata; Actinopteri; Cyprinodontiformes; Fundulidae
Product: charged multivesicular body protein 4b
Exons: 5
Coding region: 257-718 (153 amino acids)
Source: RefSeq, a predicted model, not a curated record
AGGUGGUCCACCAUCACAACGAGGGUGUUUUCUUUCAAACAUUUGUCUAUAGUUUGAACCAGUAAGGAAGAGGCCAUCUAAACCAUCAUUAAGUGUUUAUCAUCUUAGAUUGACGUUUUUGGCAUCAGAAAUCGUCACAAACGUUUGAGACACGAAGCUGUGGAGAAACGAGCGGCCGCCAUCUUGACCUGAGCGACUGAUCCAGGCAGAGGGACGGUUGUUGGUGCUGAGAAGUCGUUUCUGAUUAGACAAAAACAUGAACCUAGACCACCUGUCUGCCAAGAGAAACAGCGUGAAUAAUAGAAGAGCUUCUCUGCAGGCUCUAAGAAAGAAGAAAUGGUAUGAGAAACAUCCGAAUGAUGUUGACCGCGCUGGUCUGGCUGCAAAUUUCACUUGCAAAAACAAGGAAAUGAUCGAAAUAAAUGACCUGAUGAAGGGAAUCGCUCUGGAAGAGGAAGUGACUGAGGACGUGUCGGCCAGCCUCUACAUGUCUGUGAAUCAGGAGGUGGCAUUUCAUGAGGAUGAGCUGCUGGCCGAGCUGGAGAAGCUGAAGAAGAGUCUGGAUGAGAGCCUCUUGGAGGCCGGCAGCAUAGAGGACAGAGUCCAGACCUCGCCGCCGUUGUCCUCUGCUUCCACUUCUGCUCCUGGCAUUACGGAGGAAGAUGAGGUUGAAGAGGCGUUGGAGUACCUUCGACGUUGGGCGAAUGAUUCACUGUAAGCCAAACCUCUGGCUCAACACAGGAUGGAAUAAAAAAGCUGUUUUAUCCUAUUGUUCCCAAUCGUUUUAUAUUUUCCUGAAUGUUUCACCGUUGUGUCUCUUAGUUAAGGGAUUGAAACCCUUAUCCUGUUUAUAUUUGGGGAAAGUACCUCGUUAACGCAACAUAACCUCUGUAGCUCUUUGUGUUCGCCUCUGCUGGUGGAACUGAAUGUAUUAAUUGCUGCAUUAUGAACCCGUGAAUUUGUUUUUCUGCUAGGGAGACAUGUUGAGUUAAAGUUCGUCCUGUUGUUGGCUUCCUUACUCAGAUAGUCAUUGUUUCAGAUAUUCUGUCCUAAAAAAUAAAUAAAAUCCAUAACUGGACAGCUGUCAAACUGCUGAAAGACAGUUUUCAAAAGAAGAAAACAAUCAAAUCAUUUAAAAAUAGAUGAGUUUAUUAACGCAACAGACAGUUGCCCCAGGUUUGCAGACUGUGUGCGUUUUAAUUGUUUUUAUAUUAGUAAAUGUGGGCUUUUGUGAGAAGAACUACAGGCAGGUGUUAGGAUGUUGUGAUGCGUGCAGAGAUUUAUUUUUAAAGAUUGAAUAUAAAUCUUUACCCCGGUAAAAACAUCCUGUCAAAAUAAUGGAUGGAUACUAGAGUCGGGCAAUAUAUCCAGAUAUUUUUUUUUAAAAGGAGAUUUAAAAUGAGAAUAAAUUUUC